Messenger RNA from Trametes versicolor FP-101664 SS1, 1666 nucleotides. Its product is annotated as protein disulfide isomerase. The record is from RefSeq and is a predicted model, not a curated record. Bases 52 to 1560 code for a protein of 502 amino acids. Lineage: Eukaryota; Fungi; Basidiomycota; Agaricomycetes; Polyporales; Polyporaceae. Gene Ontology annotation, cellular component: endoplasmic reticulum. Gene Ontology annotation, biological process: protein folding; response to endoplasmic reticulum stress. The transcript is spliced from 6 exons. Gene Ontology annotation, molecular function: protein disulfide isomerase activity.
UCUCUGCCACCGCCCAAACCCCUCCGUUCCUUCACCACCCCCUCGCGCACGAUGCGGUUCUCGCGCCUGUUCACCUCGGCGGCCGCCUUCGCCCUCUUCUCCGCUGUACUUGGCUCGGACGUCCUCGACCUCACGCACGACAACUUUGAUGCUGUCGUAAACCCGGAGUCUCUCAUUCUCGUCGAGUUCUUUGCACCCUGGUGUGGUCACUGCAAGGCUCUCGCCCCUCACUACGAGGAGGCCGCUACCGCGCUCAAGGAGAAGAACAUUAAGAUCGCCAAGGUUAACUGCGUUGACGAGGCCGAGUUCUGCCAGACCAAUGGUAUCCAGGGAUACCCCACUCUCCGUGUCUACCGCAACGGGGAGCACUCCGACUACACUGGCCCCCGCAAGGCUGAUGGCAUCAUCAGCUACAUGACCAAGCAAUCCCUGCCCGCGGUCUCUGAGGUCACCAAGGAGAACUACGAGGACUUCAAGAAGGCAGACCGGAUCGUCGCACUUGCUUUCCUGCCGUCGACGACGGCCGUCCCUGCUCCGGAAUUCAGCUCUGCCGCGAACAAGCACCGUGACGACUACCUGUUCGGUCUCACGACCGACGAGUCCAUCGCGGAGGCCGCUGGCGUUACUCCCCCGGCAAUCGUCGUCUUCCGUAACUUCGAUGAGCCCCAGACCGAGUUCCCCUACCCCAUCUCCUCUGCCACCGCGAAGGAGAUUGAGGAGUGGAUCCAGGAGCUCUCCAUCCCCAUCAUCGACGAGGUCGGUGCGGAGAACUACCAGACCUACGCCUCCAGCGGCAAGCCGCUCGCGUACCUCUUCGUCGACCCCACCGACGAGAAGCUCAGCGAGUACCUCGACACCGUCCGUCCCGUUGCUGCGAAGUUCCGGGGCAAGGUCAACUUCGUCUGGAUCGACGCCGUCAAGUUCGGUGACCACGCGCGCGCCCUGAACCUCAACGAGGCGAAGUGGCCCAGCUUCGUCCUCCAGGACCUCCAGAAGCAGCUCAAGUACCCGUACGACCAGAGCGAGGAGAUCACCGGCGAGGCCCUCGAGACCAUGCUCAACGAGUUCCUUGACGGCAAGCUUGAGCCCCAGCUGAAGAGCCAGCCCAUCCCUGAGACUCAGGACGAGCCCGUGUUCGAGCUUGUUGGCAAGCAGUUUGAGGAGGUUGUCUUUGACGACGAGAAGGACGUCUUCGUCGAGUUCUACGCUACCUGGUGCGGCCACUGCAAGCGUCUCAAGCCCACCUGGGACUCGCUCGGUGAGCACUUCGCCAACGUCAAGGACCGCGUCACGAUUGUCAAGAUGGAGGCGACCGAGAACGACCUCCCUCCCACUGUGCCCUUCCGUGUCUCUGGCUUCCCUACCCUCAAGUUCAAGAAGGCGGGAACCCGCGACUUCAUCGACUACGACGGCGACCGCUCCCUCGAGAGCCUCAUCGCCUUCGUCGAGGAGAACGCGAAGAACCCGCUCGACCCCAACGUCACCUUUGGCAACAAGACGCCUGUCGGGACUGAGCAGGUUGUCCUCGAGCAUGACCACGACCACCACGACGAGCUCUGAUUUUUGGGUUUACCACUGGAUGCAUCGCAAUAACCCUACGCUUAUUAUGUAUUAGUCGGGGACCACCCCGCCUGAAAAUAUUACUAGUCGACGCUCUUGACAAACC